ACAGGAGCAAGAGGCAGGCUAGGGUCUGUUACCUCACUGCUAAUUUCCCUGGCAAAUAAACCAGCAGCUGCUGGUCCAUGAACCAAGUUGCCACCAGGAACGGGGGACUGUAUGCAUGGGACAGGAUGCUUUCAUGGAGCCCUUCGGCAGGACGCGUGGGGUCCUUCAGUGCAAAAUAUACCUCCUUCUCUUAGCAGGUGCUUGCUUGGGGCUGAAGGUGACGGUGCCAUCACACACCAUCCAUGGCAUCAGGGGUCAAGCCCUCUACCUCCCUGUGCACUAUGGAUUCCACACUCCAGCAUCAGACAUCCAGAUCAUAUGGCUGUUUGAGAGACUCCACACGAUGCCCAAAUAUUUACUGGGCUCUGUGAACAAGUCUGUGGUUCCCGACUUGGAAUUCCAACACAAAUUCACCAUGAUGCCACCCAACGCCUCUCUGCUCAUCAACCCACUGCAGUUCACUGAUGAAGGCAAUUACAUCGUGAAGGUCAACAUUCAGGGAAAUGGAACUCUAUCAGCUAGUCAGAAGAUUCAAGUCACUGUUGAUGAUCCUGUCACAAAACCAGUGGUGCAGACUCAGCCUUCCUCUGGGGUUGUGGAGUAUGUGGGAAACAUGACCCUGACAUGCCUCGUGGAAGGGGGCACCCGGCUGGAUUACCAGUGGCUAAAAAAUCGGAGACCUGUUCACACCAGUUCCACCAACUCCUUUUCUCCCCAAAACAACACCCUUCGUAUUGCUCCAGUGACCAAAGAAGACAUUGGGAAUUACAGUUGCCUGGUGAAGAACCCUGUCAGUGAGAUGGAAAGUGACAUCAUUACACCUACCAUAUAUUAUGGACCUUAUGGACUUCGAGUUAACUCUGAUAAAGGGCUAAAAGUAGGGGAAGUGUUUACUGUUGAUAUUGGAGAAGCCAUCUUGUUUGAUUGUUCUGCUGAUUCUUAUCCUCCCAACACCUACUCCUGGAUCCAGAGGACUGACAAUACAACAUAUGUCAUUAAGCACGGGCCUCGCUUGGAAGUUGCAUCUGAGAAAAUAGCCCAGAAGACAACUGACUAUGUGUGUUGUGCUUACAACAACGUAACUGGAAGGCGAGAUGAAACUCAUUUCACAGUCAUCAUCACUUCUGUAGGAAUAGAGAAGCUUGCACAAAAAGGGAAAUCAUUGUCCCCUUUAGCAAGUAUAACUGGAGUAUCACUCUUUUUGAUUUUAUCCAUGUGUCUUCUCCUCUUAUGGAAAAAGUAUCAACCCUACAAAGUUAUAAAACAGAAGCUAGAAGGCAGGCCAGAAACAGAAUACAGGAAAGCGCAGACAUUUUCAGGCCACGAAGACGCUUUGGAUGACUUUGGAAUAUAUGAAUUUGUUGCUUUUCCAGAUGCUUCUGGUGUUCCCAGGAUGCCAGCUAGGUCUGUUCCAGCCUCUGACGGUGUACCAGGGCAAGAUUUGCACAGUACAAUUUAUGAAGUUAUUCAGCACAUCCCUGCCCAACAGCUAGACCAUCCAGACUAUGGAAAGGAAUAAAAGAAUAUAAGUUUCUUCAACCCGUAGAACUGGACAUCUAUAGAGAGCAUUUUACGUAUCUCUUCACCAGGUGAGCAUUCAUGGGCAAAGUAAUGCAUCGGAGUUAAGUAAUGAAAGCACAUUUUGAAGAAAAGCAGUGGAAAUAUAUACUCAUCCAGAGUCACUGAAGAAAUCAAGCCCAAUACCUUUUACUCAUCACGCCUUUUAAUGCAGAAGAGUCAUUUAUAAAAAUCAGACUGCAGGUUUUCCCUCCUACACACGAUGCAUUGUGCUAUGGAGGAGCAUGGUGGAGAGAGUUCUCAAUGGACAGUCUUCAGCAUGCUGAUGGGGAGGAAGAAAAGGACAGACGAGACUUUCCAAUUACUUUUUUUUUUAUCAAAUUCUCUACAAAACUCAAUUGAUUCUAAUCUAUAUUUUCCCUUUCAUCAACACUGAUUCUAUCCCCUCUAACCUGUAAAAGUGGAAACCUUAUAUUUGUAAAAGUUUCAUCAGCCUUUGUUUUACGAAAUUCCUAUUACUGUUAAGAUUGCUGUAUUUAUUUUUUAAAUUUAUUCCCAAACUUCCUUCUUGCUAUUUGUACGACAGAAUAAUAAAGAUAAUUGUCACAAAAGCAAGACUGUGCCUUCUCUUAGAUUGUCAAUCACCGAUGGCAUUGUUGAAAAGGCUUGUAAAACACUGAAGGAAAUGACUUAUUAAAGUCUCAUUUUUAUUUUUGUUCAAGGAAAGAUGGGUUCAAAUAAAUUAUUCUGUUUUUACUUUUA
Messenger RNA from Vicugna pacos (alpaca), 2280 nucleotides. It is a transcript of the gene HEPACAM2, whose product is annotated as HEPACAM family member 2. Gene Ontology annotation, cellular component: centrosome; Golgi apparatus; midbody. Gene Ontology annotation, biological process: centrosome cycle. Lineage: Eukaryota; Metazoa; Chordata; Mammalia; Artiodactyla; Camelidae. The record is from RefSeq and is a predicted model, not a curated record.